Messenger RNA from Mytilinidion resinicola, 832 nucleotides. RefSeq lists its product as uncharacterized. The coding region runs from base 1 to 441 and encodes 146 amino acids. The transcript is spliced from 3 exons. The record is from RefSeq and is a predicted model, not a curated record. Lineage: Eukaryota; Fungi; Ascomycota; Dothideomycetes; Mytilinidiales; Mytilinidiaceae.
AUGCUCACGGUCCUUCUUUUCACGAUUACGGCCGCACUUGGUGGCCUGGCUGGCACGGCAACGGCACACAAUCGUCACAAGGACUACGCUCUCUCGAACAACUCCUUCACGCGUUCGGCCCUUGUCGAAACCACUUUUCUUGACGGAAGCGUCGCGGCCUCUCACGCGGACCUCGUUGAACGGACCACUUUCUCGCCUUCUUCGCCUCUUCGCACCACUGUCUACGUCACUACUACUGUCACUGUCACUUUUAGUACCAAUCCCUCUACCGCCGCUCUAAGGACUUCUGCUCCCACUUCCACCGAAAUCGCCCCCUUGGCCAGCCCCCACAGCGUCACCCAAAAUGUUACAACAUGUGCCGCAAGCCUCCAUCAGCGCGACGUAUUGGCCCUAGAAUUCCCGCAACUUGUCCCGGAAGCAACUGACGGCAUGUCCUCCUGAGCACAGUAUCUGGCUGCUAUUGGUCAAACUUCCACCAAAAGCGCGACCUUGGCGUCCCGGACUAUCACCUCUUCUGCUUCUUUUGUUGCUUCUUCCACUUCUUCUGCUCUUAGUCCCGAGGCGUUAGGUAUAGUGAUCUUGUGGCCCGUUCUUGUGGUUAUUAUGGCUAUGUUUGGGGGAGGCAUUGGGUACAUGUUGAAGCGAAGGGGUGGGCGCCAGAUGUUUCAGUAGGUUGCUGUAGCGGAAACGUGCCUCUUGAUGAUCACUUACGACCGAAUGCGUAUACCCUCACGGCCUAUGAAGGAUCGAAAUGGGGGAACCUCUGUGUAGUAUAGUUUCCUUGGUUACGGCCUCCAAUUGGCCUCUUGACACCGUCUGAAGUCCUCCCGCG